UUGCACUUGAUAUUCCCUUUGCACAUUUUUUUCAGGGUACUUCAUCAAAACAGAAUAACCACAAUAGAGGACAAUGCAAUGAGUGCAUUGACGAACUUAGAAAGACUAUAUUUGAACCAGAACAGAAUGACUACAAUCAAGAGCAGCAUAUUUACUGGUUUGACAAAGUUAACUGACUUGGAUCUUAGCGGCAACACCAUUACAACAAUAGAGGAAAAUGCCUUCAGUGAUUUGACAAAAUUGAAAAUUCUGGCCUUAUAUGGAAACAGGAUAACUACCUUUACAAACACUACAAUAAGCGGGCUGAUAAGUCAACCAGUAUUGACAUUGCAUGAUAAUCCUUAUCACUGCGAUUGCAAGUUGAUUGGAAUGCUCGAUUACAUAAAAACUGGAUUUGUCAGUGUUCCUGAACGAAUACGCUGCUUCACUCCUGAGAAAUUAAAGGGAAUCAAAUUGGUCAGCCUAUCAUCUGCAAACUUGACCUGUUCCGAGAUGACCACUAUACCUAUAACGACCACCGAAACAGAGGGCGAGACAACGGAAUUCAUAAAAACAACCUAUGAAACCAACUCUUCACCGUUAAAAGUAAAGAACUUUCUGGUUAUGAUACAGAUUUCUUUGUAUUUGCUUGUUAAUACCAUGAUUUAGUAAUAGAAUUCAUAAAUUGUGAAUGCACAUUUUGUUUGCGAACAAAUCGGAAAUAAAAUGCUAAAAACGAAUGGAAAGUUAAUAGGAUAGCUGGAUUUUUUCCCCUGGAAAUAUCAGUGAGUUUCCCGGAAAUACUGAUAUUUCCCGGGAAAUAGUGGGAAAUACUGUAAAUGUAUUAUAUUAAGCGUGUACGAUUUAUUUCGGAAAUUGACUUUUGAAAACGUUUGCUUAGUUUAGAAUCAGCGCAGUUCCUAAUUUCCUCUAUAAUGUAUAAGGUGAAAGACAUUUAACGUUGUUAUUGAAUUACCUGAAGUUUUAUUUUCCGCCUAAUUAGCCCUAAAAAGAAUCAAUAUACAACCAAAUGUAAUAUGUUUACAGUAAUUGAGAGCUAGUAAUAACGAUCACUACAAUCAUGUUUGCUUGGGUAUCGAUCUGUAGAACAUUAAAGUAUAAGCUGGUCUAGCUGUCUUUUAUUUACAAAUAUGAUUAUUCCUAGAAUUAAAAAAGAAUAAAUAUAGCGCAGUUUAUAAACA
This is a messenger RNA of Saccostrea cuccullata (small rock oyster), 1181 nucleotides long. Its product is annotated as slit homolog 2 protein-like. Gene Ontology annotation, cellular component: plasma membrane. The record is from RefSeq and is a predicted model, not a curated record. The transcript is spliced from 5 exons. Lineage: Eukaryota; Metazoa; Mollusca; Bivalvia; Ostreida; Ostreidae. The coding region runs from base 79 to 648 and encodes 189 amino acids. Gene Ontology annotation, molecular function: protein binding.